Molecule: messenger RNA, 2526 nt
Organism: Daldinia vernicosa
Lineage: Eukaryota; Fungi; Ascomycota; Sordariomycetes; Xylariales; Hypoxylaceae
Exons: 3
Coding region: 1-2526 (841 amino acids)
Source: RefSeq, a predicted model, not a curated record
AUGUCGAACUGCUCAUGGAGUGACCCUCUGGCGAGUGCAAACGUAUCCACUGCCUACGAACCAGCAUUGUUGGCCCAAGGAAUCAUUCCGAAAGGAACUGUUUCAUCGCGGAUACUCAGUACCUCUAACUUAGCUAAGAAUGUUCAGAGGCCUGCAAAAUCGGGCCAGCAUUAUCGUCCGAAUUACUCCAGCGACUUCGCGCUUGAUAGUCCAAGGUAUGAUAUCACAGGUCCGAAUACCCGACUGUACCACCCCUUGGCAUUUGACGACUUGAUUUCGUCUUCGAAUUUCCAUCCCCCUCCCUCGGCGAUUCAACCCCUAGAGACGACGCCACAAUAUAUGUCAUCAGCAUCAAGGGCCUCGAGCGCGUCGACGAUAUCUCAAACUUCAUAUCUAGCUACUGAAGCCAAGCAACGCCAAUCUGCCCGCGAACUGUUUGAGCAGCAUGGUAUCAGGAGGCCAACCGGUUGGUUUUCUGAUGAUGAAGACCUAUCUCUCUUAGGCGAUAGGACUGCCGGCCCCCGACGCUUCUGCAGAAUCUGCCACGUCUGUUCUACGCCAACUAGGUCGCAAACUCAUUGCUUAUCUUGUCAGCAUCGUUUAUGUGAAAAAUGCUUAUGCGAGGUCCCUAAGAGCACUGAAAAGGAGCAUAAAACAUUUUCGCACAACCAUAAUCAUACUACCAGGCAGGAUAAAGCACAGUAUACUAAACCAGCCUUAUCAAACCCGGAGCCCGUACGAUUAGCACAGGAAGUAUCACGAUCGCAUAACAGGACUAGGAAUAAUCGAUCGGCUCAGGGUACGGCCCUACACCAGCCAUCUUAUGCACAUUAUCAAGGAAACUCUGCCGCCAAGAUACAGCCAGUGACUUCGAAAAACAUAGUCAGUGAGAAGCCGGCACAACCCGCGGCACUAUACACUGCAAGUCUUGUAUCAGAAAGGCCAAACUCACCACAGGGUUUGCCCGUUCGCUCAGUGAAGCAGAAUCCUUUUGUGGUCGGUGAUAAGGAGAGGGUAGAAUCAACUACGGAAUCCCACGUUCGUGAGCCAUUAGCUGCCCGACAUUAUCAUUGCUACAGGCCCCAACCACAGAUAGGUGGUAGGGAUCAUGAAGUAUCUAAUAGCCAUGUAGAAUGUGAUAAUCCCAUGUGUAGAGCGACACAUGCCGGGCAUUACCCGUACCGACAUAGCAUCACUUGUGCUUUGCACCGAAGUGAAGAGUUCGAAAAGCAUGGGGGCUCGCGCAGAGAAUUACCAGUAUCAGACAAUCCUUCCGUCGCCCAUCCGCUAGGCCCGCAGUCUAGGAAAGACACGUUGCGACCCCCAUAUAAUACAAUCCAUCGGCAUCAUUUUGCAGGUCUCGAGACACCCUAUCAUAUUAUUGCAGAACAUAUUACUAGUGGCGCUAACCACGGAAUUCGGCACCUAGACAAUAAUCAUGCGGGUAAAACUGUCGAUGGGGGUAUCACAGGCCAACGCCAAGAGUUCAAAUCUACCGAAACCGAAUGUGCUUCCCACGCUGGUCGAGGAUAUGAGGAUAACCACGAUAUUGCAGGCACCCAUGCCAUAACAAGGGGUGAGGCUGCCAGUAGAGCACAUACGGCAAACACGGCGAAAGAGAUUGGACGUGGCACCCGAGGUAGGAAAUCUUUACCAAAAAGCCGUGUGUUCAGUCCACCAUCAUGGCUACAGGCGCCGAGUAAAGAAGCGGGCGACGCUCGGUCUAGACUGCAUCAUAUCGAUGUCGGAAACCACCAAGGGCGUUCGUUACACGUUGAUGUAAUGAACCUAGGGGGAGGGGGGGUAAAUUAUUCACGGAAAACUUCGCAAGCGGAAGAUCGGCAAGCAUCCUCACACGACAGACGUCGUCCAACGCACCUUCAGGUUGAAGAUAUUAGAUACUCACGAAAUACAUAUCGUAGCACCCCACUCGCUCGUUCGGAUAUCUCCAAUUCGCAGCAUAGUCUAGAGGGCUCCGAACGCCCUCGCAGCUUUGUGCAUGAACAAUCCCGGAUUAAAUCCAACGAUCCUGAAAAUGGGCGUGUUCAUCCCAGAGAUGACACCCGUACAGUACGCGAGAAUAGACAUUCUCCAUUGAGUACUACGACUCGUGCUAGCCACUCGCCUCUGCAGCCACGACAGAUCCUACGUGAUGUGGACGAACGCGGGAUGUUUGAAAGCAGGAGUGCAAUGCUGGAACCUGAAGAUAGAAAAUCGUCUGUCACAAUCACUGGCGCGACUUCGGAGUUCGAAGUUCACCGGCCCAGUCCCAUCUCGCCCUCAAACCACGAUUGUAGCUGGAAGGACCUCUAUCUGGCACUGACAGCUGAGAUUCGCUUGCUGAAGGCAGAACUGUCUACUAGGGCUUCCCUUGGCGGAGCAGAUGUCGAUUAUACAAGACGGGCUGGCGAGGACAUUGCGAAUGAAGAGGAUGACCUGGGGAUCGAGGGGGUCACGAUUGUUGUGCACUUGAAGGGCAAGGACGACUUGGUUAUCAAUACGGACUUAACCCAGGCAGUCGAAUGA